AUGCACAAGCAAAGUUUUUAUAAUGGUCUCUUUCCUUCCCUCUUCAGUCAAGAUAUGAAUGAAGACAUGUCUAAUGUAACUAUCAUAACAGAUUUCCUGCUUCUGGGGUUUUCGGAUCAACAAGAGCUCCAGAUUUUACACUUUGUGGUCUUCUCAGCAAUGUACCUGGCUAUUCUCAUUGGAAAUCUUCUAAUUAUCAUUCUGGUAGCUCUAAACACCCACCUUCAGACCCCGAUGUAUUUCUUCCUUGUCAACUUAUCAAUCCUUGACCUUGGCUCCACCUCUACCACCAUUCCCAGAUCAAUAGCCAAUGCCCUCAUGAACACAACACAGAUUUCUUAUUCAGAAUGUAUGGCACAAAUCCUUUUCUUUCUCUUUUUCAUGUCAUCUGAUAUUUUCCUCCUCACCAUCAUGGCCUAUGACCGAUAUGUGGCCAUCUGCCACCCACUGCACUAUACAUCUGUGAUGAAGUGGGGAAAGUGCAUUCAGCUGGCAGGUGGGGCAUGGAUGGCAGGUUUCUUUAAUGCUGCUUUGCACACUGGUACUGUUUUUUCACUGCCUUUCUGCUCCAAUGUCAUCAAUCAGUUUUUUUGUGAAAUCCCACACCUCAUGAAGAUUUCCUGCUCUAAUUCAUACUCCAAUGAAGUUUGGGCUCUUCUCUUUAGUUCAGCCUUAGGUCUUGGUUGCUUUGUGUUCAUUGUCAUGUCCUAUGUGCAGAUCUUUACUGCAGUGCUGAGAAUGCCCUCCAUUGCAAACAGGCAGAAAGCCUUCUCUACUUGCAUUCCCCACAUCAUUGUUUUCUCUGUCUCACUCAGUACGGGUAUCUUUUCCUAUGUCAUGCCAACCUCCAGUCCUUCAUAUAAUUUGGAUGAAGUGCUUACUGUGAUAUACUCAGUGAUUCCUCCAAUGAUGAACCCAUUAAUCUACAGCAUGAGGAAUAAGGAUGUCAAAACUGCCUUUUGGAAACAGUUUUACUGGAAGCUUUCAAACAAGAAAACAAGUCCAUAG
Molecule: messenger RNA, 1008 nt
Organism: Rhineura floridana
Lineage: Eukaryota; Metazoa; Chordata; Lepidosauria; Squamata; Rhineuridae
Product: olfactory receptor 14I1-like
Exons: 1
Coding region: 1-1008 (335 amino acids)
Biological process (GO): G protein-coupled receptor signaling pathway
Cellular component (GO): membrane
Molecular function (GO): olfactory receptor activity; G protein-coupled receptor activity
Source: RefSeq, a predicted model, not a curated record